This is a messenger RNA of Caenorhabditis angaria, 534 nucleotides long. The record is from the annotation of a GenBank genome assembly. Lineage: Eukaryota; Metazoa; Nematoda; Chromadorea; Rhabditida; Rhabditidae.
AUGAUUUUGCUCGUUCUCCUGCCCCUCUCAACCCUGGCGGUUUCCCAACUCACCCCUGAAAUCGCAAAAUUGAUCGCCUAUACCUUGUACGAGGAUAAUCACUAUUACAAUCCGACUUCGUACGAAGUUCUAGCGAUCAUUUUGACCGAUCCCUACACUCGAAUCAAUCGCGAUUGCAAGCCCGGAACGGAGACUUUCGAUUUGGAAACCUACGCGGGAUUCAUUGAAAAAAAGCUGGAGGAGCUCUACAAAUACCAGGUUUUCAAUAAGGAUUUGGAGCUGAAAAUGAAUCGUGACGCCGCUCGCGCGCGUCAUUUUGAUAUACGCGAGAAGCUUGCGGAUGUGACGCGCAAUGAUGUUCCGGAAAUCACUCCGGAAUACCGGAAGGCUAUGGAUGACAAUAUCAAGGACUUGCAACUCAACGGACGUGGUUUUACGUAUACAAUUGUGGAGAAGGCGGCGAAUUUGACGUUUAGUGUGGUGAAUCGGAAUGGUGGAUUUUAUUUGGAAUCUGAGACUUGGUUUUGUAAAUGA